AAGUCGAAAUUUCGACUUAGUAACUCAUAAUAAUGACUUAGUAUCUCAUAAUAAUGACAAACUAAGUCGAAAUUUUGACUUAAUAACUCAUAAUAAUGCCCCCACAAUGCCCCGGCCUGGAGCCUGCCACACAAAGCCAGACAAUCUCGAGCUGUGACCCAGUGCGCAUCUUCCACCCCCAAGUGAACAUCGCACAAAAAAAAUUAAAUCAUGUGUUUUGUGUUUGCUUCCAAUAGAAUGCAUAUUUGUCAAACAAAGAAGCUAUCAUCUUGCAAAUAGGUAAACUAACCCAUUGCUUGUAAAUAUAUCGAUUAGGCCUAUUGUAGUUUAACGUUUUACUUUUAAUUGUGCGUUUUACUUGUCGUAAAUGAUCUUAGAAGUAACCUAAAAAUUCAUUAAAGUUUUGUACACCAAAGCACCCGUUAACCUUGUCAUUUUAAACAUUUAAAUGAUCAUAUAGGCUACUGUAAUUAGGCUAGAAAAGAAAAUACUUUACUUAUGUAAUGAAAAUAAGAAAUCGCAUUGGAAUCUAAUUUUACAUUGUUCUAAUCGAAAAAACUUGAUCUAUCUUUCUAUUUGUCAUUAUUCCUUAUCAGUUAUCAAAAGGGUAAAGCAUACACGUACCUUCACCCCAUCUCAAAGCUUGCGUACACGAGCUGAGACCUGUCGUGAGAUUUGGUAACAACCGCUCACGUCUAUAUUGAUAAAUACCAAGUUUUGCGUGGAAACGACCGUACGCCCAGUUUUCGGUCGUACGCUCGUUUCAUAAAUGAGGCCGUGUGUGUGUGUUCAUGUUUUUAAAUCCCGGUGGGGACCUAAACCUGAAUGCACACUAACACAUGGGGACUCGUGUCACCGUGGGGACCAAAAUUGAGUUCCUCAUGUGCAAAAAAGCUUAUAAAUUGUACAGAACGAUAAUUUUUGAAAAUCUAAAAAUGCGAAAAGUUUUCUACGAUCUUUAGGUUUAGGGGUUGGGUUAAGGGAUCAAAUAUACAGUUUGUACAGUAUAAAAAAACAUUACGCCUAUGGACUGUCCCCACGGAGAUAAUAAACCAGACAUGUGUGUGUGCGUGCGUGCGUGCGUGUCAAGAGCUCAGCUGAGUUUUACCUCUGUUGUGGGGAUCAUCCAGUUCUCUCUAUGGGGUAAACAUACUAAAUUAUGCUUAUUCGAAAAUAUAUAAAUGCAGACAUUUGUCUUUGAAAUUUGAGAUUGAAUUAGGUCAGUAUCCAAACAAUAGUCUAUGGCAAGUCCUCACGAAGACACCAAAAGAAACGGUGUGCGUGUAAAGACGAGAAUAGAUAAACUGCUAACAUCAGGUGCCCUCUGCUGGUAAUCCUUUAACGUGAUCAAAUAUUCAAUACCUCGGAUGGCAUUAUUUUGAAUGCAUGAUGUACUCAUACAUAUAGUUUAGUGAGCUACAAAAAGUUUUUAAUUGAUCUGUACGAUACUUGAAUAUAGUAUAAACAUAUCGUAUACGUUAGUUUAUAUAACAUAAGAGUAGACCAAACACCUGCACAUUCUACUGUUAAUAGUCUGCACUGAACUCACAAGCAGUUGUGAACAGGCAAAUAUUUUCUUUAUAGUUGCGGACUGUUUCACGUGCACACCGUGUCAUUUAAUUAAUUCUUUAUUACAUCUGCUGCGACUGUUUGUUUGUUUACAUCGGUUUACCGUCUGCCGCAAGGGCUUCUGGUCCAUGUGUCUGCCAUAGUCGCGGUGCAUUGUGGGGAGGUUGUGGUCCUCCAGCAGCUCGGUUCGGAAUAAUGUCUGCCUCGGAGGCAGCGGACGUUUCUUCCCCGGGUUUGUGCCCGAGCUUUGCCGUGAUCUGCUCGUUUCUGGAGCGGUAUGGACCUCUGCUGGACUUACCGGAGGUGUCGUUCCCGGUGCUCGAGCGCAGUCUGCAGGAGAGCAGCGCGGUUCCUAAGCUCCUUGUGGAGCUUCACGUGAAGUUACUGAGGAAAAUCGGCAAGUCUGUAUCUGCAGACAGAUGGGAAAAGUAUCUCAUUAAACUCUGUCAGGAGUUUAACACCACAUGGGCAUGGGAGUUGGAAAAGAAGGGUUAUCCAGAGAUGACAGUGGAAUCUAAGAUAGGCAUACUGAAGUACUUGUGUGAAUGUCAGUUUGAUGACAAUGUAAAGUUCAAGACUGCUAUCAAUGAAGAGGACCCAGAUAAAAUGCGUCUUCAGCCUAUCGGCAGAGACAAAGAUGGCCUCAUGUACUGGUUUCAACUGGACCAAGACCACAAUGUGAGGAUCUAUGUGGAAGAACAGGAUGAUCUGGAUGGAUCGUCCUGGAAGUGUAUAGUGAGAAAUAGAAAUGACCUGGCUCAGAUUCUUGGGCUUCUGAAGACUCAGAUUGAUCCAGCGUUAUUGGUGAAGAAAGAUCAGGAGGAGGGGCCGUCCAGUAACAGUCCGAGUCCAGACGAUGAGGAGAACAAGAAGGAGGGUGAAGAAAUCAAAAAUGAGAAAACAAAAGACACAACAUGUCCUGAUCCAUCAGAAAAUAAGGAAAACAUAUCGGAGAAAGAGGUGAAGCAAGAGGUCACACAGGCCACGGAGGCUUCAUCAGAAAAGGACACUGACGUGAAGGAAGAGCUGCAGAAACAUUCAGAGACGCCAAAUGGAACUGCCGUUAUUACUGGACCAAUUAAAGAAGAGCCACUGGAUGAGGAGCCGAAAGUCAAAGACCCAUCAACAACUUCACAGAAUGCAGAACAGACAGAGGAGAUGAAGAGAAAAGCUGCAGAAGAAACUCAGAGAGCCCUAAAAAAUGACCAUCAAGCUAAAAUCCCCUUAAAAAAGCGAGAGAUGAAACUAAGUGAAGACUUUGACUGCAUCACCGUGCGAAAUACACCUGUCGCUCCUGUGAAGGAAUCACAGACGCGUAAUGAUGAAAGCAGAUUAAGUGGCGAGAAGAUCAACGGGCAUGUUCCCCACCCGAAAGAAAAAGAGAGCGAAACGCAGAAAGGGUCAGAAAAUCUUCAGAAGGAAACAACAGAGAAGAAUUCUGAAAAUCUGCUUUGUGAAUCCAAAAAGGAGAACAAGGAAGAUCUGAUGGAGGAAAAGAUGGACACCAGUGAAACAAGACUGUGUUCUGAGGAACAGAUGGAAGUGGAGAAACCUGAGGAAUCCUGUCCCUCUGUCAUAGAGGAAAAGAAAGAAAAAUCAGAAGCUUCUCAUGCAAAGAUCCCUGUUGAACAAGAAACAUCAGCAGUUACUGAGCCAUCAGAAAAUACAGCUAGUGUUGAAAUUAUAACUGAAAAUAAAAACAUUCCCAAUAGGGUAAGUGCGGGGGAUUUGGAUGCUUCAGAACUUGCAAAAGAACAGCAAAAGAACGAUUUCUCAAAAGGAGAACCACAGAAAGAUUUGACACAAGAAUCAAAGAAAGAUCUAUCACAAGAAGAUCCCAAGAACGAUAUCCUGCAAGAAGAAGAGCCCAAGAAAGAUGUCCCACCAGAAGGGCCCAAGAAAAAUGUCCCACCAGAAGAAGAGCCCAAAAAAAAUGUCCCACCAGAAGAAGAGCCCAAGAAAGAUCUCCCACAAGAAGAAGAACCCAAGAAAGAUCUCCCACAUGAAGAGCCCAAGAAGGAUCUCCCACCAGAAGGGCCCAAGAAAAAUGUCCCACCAGAAGAAGAGCCCAAAAAAAAUGUCCCACCAGAAGAAGAGCCCAAGAAAGAUCUCCCACCAGAUGAAGAGCCCAAGAAAGAUCUCCCACAUGAAGAGCCCAAGAAGGAUCUCCCACAAGAAGGGCCCAAGAAAGAUCUCCCACAAGAAGGGCCCAAGAAAGAUCUCCCACAAGAAGGGCCCAAGAAAGAUCUCCCACAAGAAGGGCCCAAGAAAGAUCUCCCACAAGAAGAACCUGAAAAAGAUCUUUCAAAAGAAAGUCCAAAACCUCACAAAGACAAAAAUGACUCCAAUAAAGACCCUAAAAAUCAAGAUCCAUCAGAACAGACAACAAUUGUGUCCAAAGAUACUGAACAAUCUACCACUGCAAUGGAGACCAAACAGUCCCAGCCCUGUAAGACAGAGAAUACCUUUACCCAUGAAACAAUCAAAACACAUUUUCACACAGAAGAGCCACCAAACCCAUCAAAUCUUGGAGAGAGUCAAGUGAAUUGCAGUCCAGAAGAAAUAAAACCUCACCACAGCACCAUAGAAAAAGAGUCCAAACCUGAAACAGCUACUGUUUCAAACUCUGAAGUUCUGUCUGAAGGAGACAAGCUGUCAACUGAUGUUCCCUGCAAACCUUCUGAAGGCCCUCAAGACAAAACAGGUGAGCAGUCCGCCUACUCUAAAUCGGCUUCUGCUGAGGUUGUAAAUUCAUCUGUUUGUGAUUCAACCAACAAGAAAACCACAGAGAAAGUGACAUGUGAGGAAAAAUGUGAUACAGCUGCGACAGAAGAAGAAACGUCUGAAACUAUGAAAGACAAAGGUGAGGAAGAUCUUUCAGGUGAAGUCAGUGAAGACGCAAAUAGAGCUAAAGAGUCAAAAGCUGAAGGAAACAGUUCUGAGAAACAUGCAGAUUCAAAGAAUCGGAACACCGAUCACCCAGUGGACGUCAGUUCAGAGAUCGCUAAUCCUGAUGACAUUCAAGGAUCUGAGACCAAAACAGAAGAGAAAAAGGAAUCUGAUGUUCCUCCAGAUAGUAAAACGAUCCCAAACAAACAAUGCGAGGACGACAAAACCAGAGCUUCAACAGAAGAAUCAAAAACAAGUGAUGUUCACGAUGAGGUUAAACCAGGAGAGGAGCAAGAAGAGACGAGUAAUGCGUCUUCACAAACGCAACAAGACAAAGGACGUAAGAAGACCAAGAUCCCAGCUCACAGACGAAAAGUGGAACUCCAGAGAGAGGAAGCGAGGGGGGAUUCAGAGUCAGAGACGACCGACGGCAGAUGCUUGAGGAGAUCUCCGAGGAUCUGUAGACCUACCGCUAAACUGGUGGAGAUCCAAGAUAGGAGGGCAGAGAGGAAGCAGGCGACUCCGGCAUCGGAGAAGGAUAAAGAGGAAGAGGAGGAAGAGGAGGAGCCUGUGCAGAAGAAACCGAGGAAAAUGGAGACAGAUGGCCAAACAAAACCAAAGGGUGGGAGGCGCCGAAGACGGACACGAUGGUCUCGCAUGAGGCGUAAAAAGAAAGGUUCGGACGACGAUGACGACACCGUCGAGGAGAGUGUAAGCGAGGAAGAGGAGACGGAGGAGGACGACAGCGAUGAAGAUUACAAGGUGGAGAAGACCAUGAAGAGAAGGAGGAACAGAAACCGAGAGCGGCGCAGCUCCGACUCGUCUACCUCCUCAUCAGAGGGUGAACCCAACGAUGACCCUUGCAAACACUGUGGCCUUCCCAAUCAUCCCGAACUGAUACUCCUGUGUGAUUCCUGUGACAGCGGCUACCAUACUGCCUGCCUGCGACCUCCGCUCAUGAUCAUUCCAGACGGGGAAUGGUUCUGUCCCCCCUGCCAGCAUAAGCAGCUUUGCGACCGGCUUGAUGAACAGUUGCAGAACUUAGAUGCCGCUUUGAAAAAGAGAGAACGUGCAGAGCGAAGGAAAGAGCGGCUUGUGUACGUUGGCAUUAGCAUGGAGAACAUCAUUACACCCACUGUGGAGGUGGAGGAAGAAAAAGAGGUGGAUAUAGUGAAAGAGAAGGAGAAAAAGGAAAUAAAAAAGAGCAAAAGUUGGGGGCGAAGGUCAACCAGGGCCAAAAAAUGCAUAAGCUACAGGUUUGAUGAAUUUGAUGAAGCAAUCGAAGAGGCAAUUGAGGAAGACAUCAAAGAAGCUGAGGGAGGAGGAGCCGGACGGGGGAAGGACAUGGCAAACAUCACCGGCCACAGAGGAAAAGACAUGUCCACCAUCCUGCAGGAGGAGGGUAAGGAGAACGGCCAGCCGCGGCAACCCAGCGCAAAUCAGAAGAGAAAGAAACGACGGCGUCUCAACGAUCUGGACAGCGAUAGCACAGUGGACGAGGAGGAGAGUGAGGACGAGUUUCGUCUUACUGACAGUUCGGAGGAAGAAUUUGUGGUGUCCAAUAAUGACGCAGAGAGCGAAGCAGAAGUUCAGUCCAAAGAAGACAGCGAUUUUGGGAGUGACGGUGACAACCCGCGGAUACGACCUUCAAAAAGGCAGGCCAGCCGGGGGCGAAGGAGACUGCCGCCACGCAGGAGACGCAGACCCAGAGGAUACUCCGAUGAUGAGGAGCUUGAAACUGAUGAGGAGGAAGAGGAAGAAAUUGUGACGGAAGGCUCUAGUGAAUUCAGUGACAGUGAUCUGGACGUCCGCUGCCGCCGGUCCCACAGAAGCCGUAAGCAGCAGGUGAAUUACUGUGAAAGUUCCGAUUCUGACGCCUCGCAGGGCAGCACCAAGAAAGACAAAAAGAAGCGCAGACGCCUUUCCAGCUCUGACAGUGAAGUUAGCUUCCAGUCCGGGGACUCUGAUGAAGAAGAGAGGAAGCCCAAGAAAAGAAGAGCAGACUCAUCCGAGGAAGAAUCCAGAAAACAGCGCAGACGUCUGUCCCUCAAACGCCGGAGGGAGUCGGAAGAUGAUGACGACGACGAUGACGAUUCGGACGAAUCCGAGGAAGAAGACCGUCCUAUACGCAAGCGCGUGAACCGCAUCGAUUCCGAUGACAGCGAGAGUGAGGAGGAGGUGAAGAAGAGCCCGACAGAGAAGGACACAGAGGAGACCGUCGUCAAAGGGCCCAGUCCACUGGACUACAACUUGGUGGAGCUUCCUUCCACGAAUGGACAAAGCCCAAUGAAGGGUUUAGAGGGUCUCAUUUCACGACCUGGAGCGGGGCCGCUGCCUAAAAACAGCAACGCCCCUUCAGCUGUAUCCAUGGCGGAAAAUGGCCUAGAGAUGCCCCCCCAGCAGGAGGAAGAUGAGGAUGACCUUUUGGGCGUCACAGACCUCGUAGACUAUGUCUGCAACAGUGAACAGUUGUAAGACCUUGCAUUCUUUCUUUUUUUAAACCUUCAUCCUACGCGUCCACUGUCAGCAUCAUCCAUAUUGUAUGAUCUUGACCUUACUCUCGGAUCCCGAACCGUACACGAUCCCUGUUUAAUGGGCUAACAGACGAGACCAGAGACUGAAUGCUGCAGAGGUCUUGGAUUCUGCCCUCAGUGGCACAUCAUAGCUGUAAAUAUUUUAUUGAGCAAAAGUAUCAAGGAGAGGAGAAAUUCUUUCCGAGAAAAUCCCCUGAGAUAUUUUUCUUUUCAGUAUCUUUUUCCUUCUUUGGUAAGAGGGAUGUGUCUCAGACACAAAACCCUCUCUGAAAACAACCUCUAAAACCUCUUUUUACACUAACCACAUAGCCAUGCUCAUUAAUAAAUCAGACGUCUGACUUAGAGACUUGUUUUGGGUUGAUAUGAGUUUUCACAUUUUUGCACAUUUCAGAAAGAAGAAAAAGAGGGUGGAGCUUGGACCCAAAGUGGGUGGACUUGGUAUGCUGGAAGAGGGCGGGGUUAGUGUGGAUGGCCAUCAGAUGAAAUAAGCCAAGCCGCAUUUUUGAAGUUUCACACGUUUGAUAUUUGCACAAAAAUGCUAAUAUCUUUUGUUCCACUCUGAGGCUCUUUUUAAACGUUCAUCUUAUAAUCUGAUUGGAGUGGAAAUCAAAUUUCUACCGAUUGGUUUUACAGUGUCAUUAGGUGGGAAAGGUUUUUAUUAAAUGAUGUCAUUAUAAGCUUUGUUUUGUUAUACUAUUUAUUAUUACUAAAAUUGUCAUUUGUAACUGAGGUUAUUAUUGCUUGGUCAAACAGCUGCUUCCAUCAUUAAAGCAAAAAAUGUCUAGUGCAAAGCUCAUUUUCUAAUUCGAUUCUUCACUUGUACUCCUAUCAUUUAUGUUAUUCUGAAAUUUUUAUUUUUUUUAGCAUAUCCCCAUUUUUUUUUGUUUAAACACUAUUCAAUCAGGCAGCUUGUUGAUGCUUCAAAUGCCAAAACUUUUACUUACAGAUUUUAACUUACAAUUUUUUUUACCACUCUGAUGUGCAGUUUGUUUUUAUGAGCGAUUCCUCCCUUAGAGAAGUUUAGGGUUGUUCAUCUCAUGACGAUCAAAGGGAUUCAUCUUUUUUCACCUGUCCUGUUUGUCUUUUUCAGUGCACUAUAUUCAACCAUGUUUUUGUAUAAAUAUAACCAUUGAAAUGUUUUGCUUUUUUAAAAUGCGUACUAGUUAUGUGUUGACAAUGUUUUUUCGUCACUUUAUAAAGCAAUACAUUUUUCCUAAAGAUACACGAAAGAGAUUCAUCAUGUUCUGGUUCACAAUACAGAAUCAUCUAUUUUUAAGGACGGAUUUUGGUUAUCUGGUUUUCAGCCCCUCUACUGCAGGCACACUGAAAUCGGAAAACACAUACGAGAAAAGUGGUAUGAUCUUGCAUUAUCCUUGUGUGUAUAUCUGCAGUUUUCUGCUGUAACAUAGUAGAAGCAUUUUUAAAUCAUUGAAACUACACAUGGCAGUCCUUCAUGAUUGCAGCCGUUUAUUAUUUGUUUUGUACAUUUGUACCUGUCCAAAGUGAGUUAGGGCAUGUCUUACUGUUGUUUUCAUCAAUACAUUGAAUUGUUGUUUUUGCUUUUAAAGUUUUCAGUCUUGUCCUGUUUUCCACUGAUUGCUAAAACAUUUCCAAGAGCAUCUGAUGUAAACCCCAAGAAACAGUGUAAUUGUUGGAAUGUCAGCGUUCGACAAAAGCUAUGUAAAAAUUGUCUUGUAAAAUAAUGUUUAUUCUUGGCAUGCACAUACGUUCUAGAUGGAUUUAUUUGCUGUUGCAGCAUUUGGGGAAUCGAGAUUAGAUGACACGAAAUCUGAUUUCUCACAAAUUUAGUGCCACUUUUUUACAAAUUAAGAUCAGAAUGCCAGUUUGACUGUAGAUACAAACUUAAAGCUCGAGAGCACCGUUAGGUACUAUUCCACAUCUCCUGGUGUGUUUUAUCAGUAUUGGGCCAGUGCUUAUGAUAAAGAGAAGAGAAAAACAAAGGUACAGACACUGAUUAAAAGCUGUGGCCCAGCUUUCAUCAUGAUAUGCUUUAUAUUUGUAUUUCACAAUCUGAUGAGGUUUAAUAAUGGAUUCCGGCCCCAGUGUUUUCAGAUAUUUGGCUCAUGUAGAUUGACAGCGGAUGGAAAGAUUGAAAGAACCUCAUCUGGUUCUAGCUUUUAGAGAUGUCCUUUGUGUUUGUCUGUUCCUCUUUUGGACGUUUUUGUUAACUGUAUUGUAAUUUCUUUCAUAUGAUUUACAAUCUUGUACAUUUGUCAUAAUAAAAAAUGAAAUUAAAUAAAA
Messenger RNA from Triplophysa rosa, 9254 nucleotides. It is a transcript of the gene rsf1b.1, whose product is annotated as remodeling and spacing factor 1b, tandem duplicate 1. Gene Ontology annotation, cellular component: RSF complex. Lineage: Eukaryota; Metazoa; Chordata; Actinopteri; Cypriniformes; Nemacheilidae. The transcript has 16 exons. Bases 1765 to 6933 code for a protein of 1722 amino acids. Gene Ontology annotation, biological process: regulation of DNA-templated transcription. The record is from RefSeq and is a predicted model, not a curated record.